This is a messenger RNA of Saccostrea echinata, 3226 nucleotides long. Its product is annotated as endoplasmic reticulum lectin 1-like. Gene Ontology annotation, cellular component: endoplasmic reticulum lumen. Lineage: Eukaryota; Metazoa; Mollusca; Bivalvia; Ostreida; Ostreidae. The record is from RefSeq and is a predicted model, not a curated record. The transcript is spliced from 14 exons. The coding region runs from base 59 to 1468 and encodes 469 amino acids. Gene Ontology annotation, biological process: endoplasmic reticulum unfolded protein response; retrograde protein transport, ER to cytosol.
UAUUUUUUUCGUUUAGCAUGUGUAUAUGAAGAUUUCUGUAGUCUGUACGUGACCAAAAAUGAAGAAUUCCUUCGUUUAUCACUUGUGGUACAGUGCUUUUUGGACACUGGUAACAAACGCAUUUAAUCCAUUUAUGGAUCAUGAUCUCCAUGCAAUCGACUGGGUUGGACCGAAUGAUCUAGAAAAAAUUGCGCCAGGAGAAAAUGUAAUUGUGAUGAAAACGAAAGCCAAUGAAAAGUAUAGCUGUGUUUUACCUGAGAGUGCUGAUGCAAUAGAAGAGGAACUAAGGAAACAUUAUGAUGGACCAAGUCCAGAUGCACUGAUUAGCAGUUUGUUUCAGCAGAAUUCUUGCUCAUAUAGGAUUGAAAGUUACUGGACAUAUGAAUUAUGUCAUGGUAGAUAUCUAAGGCAGUAUCAUGAAGAUAAGGAGCUAAGUGCAAAAAAACCAAAAGUACAGGAGUAUUAUCUUGGAUAUUUUGGACAAUAUAGACCUUCAAAAGGCCAGGAUUUAGCAAAAGAGUUAGAAGAGAAACUGAAACCACAAGAAAUCAAGAGUAAAAGAGUAGAUGACAUAGAACUACCUUAUUAUGAAGUGAACAUGACAGAGGGUACAGAGUGCGAUCUAAACAAGAAACCACGACAAGUAAGAAUUCUCUACAUCUGUCAGCCUGAUGGACGAGGAGAAAUAUACGAGAUGAAGGAAACUUCAACUUGUGAAUAUGAAGUAUUGGUGCUAACAUCUGUUCUUUGUGCAAAUCCAAAGUUCAAACCAAAAAACCCACCUGUCAGUAAAAUAGCCUGUCAUGCAAUGGACGGCUCACCUGUACGACCCACUGGUCUGGACCACGAGUUUCAGAUACAUCCCAAUGCUAAAGCCUACACUGUUCAGAUUCAUCCUGAGGAGGAAGAGGAGGAGCAGGAGGAGGAAGAAGAGGAGACAACUCCGACGAGUCAACCUCCCAAAAAAGAGCCACCCCCUCCCAAACCAGUGGACAACACUUUAACAUCAACCACAGACAACCAGGUUCUGCGGGACUUCCUGUCCGGAGAUCACUGUCUUCAAGGAGGAACUGGUUGGUGGAAACAUGAGUUUUGUUUCGGAAAGUAUGCAAGGCAGUUUCAUGAUGAUCCAGAAGGAAGAACAGUUAUCUACCUUGGACAGUGGCAUGAACUGAAACAUUUAGAAUGGGUUUCUAAAAAUCCAUCAAAAAUGCCAAAAGAUAAAGGCAAAAGAAAGUCAUUAUCCUUGCUAUACACUGGAGGGGAUGAAUGUGAUAUUACAGGGAAAAGAAGAUUAGCAGAAGUUAGAUUAAAAUGUGUAGAAAAUGCCCAAGCACCACAUUCUGUCUCCAUUUAUCUAAUAGAACCAAAGACAUGUGAAUACAUAAUGGGAAUUGAAUCUCCAUUAUUUUGUUCCAUAUUAGACCGAGCUGAUGAAUAUGGCAUUAUUAAAGACACAAAAGUGUAAUAAUAACUUACAGCAGAAAUGAAAUCCCGAGUCUUUCAUGUGAUAUGCAUGUUUGUGUGAAAUAAGUGAGUUUUCUAAAUUAAAGUGAAUUAUUUUAACAUAUACCCAUUUUAUUUUUAAAAUCACAAAUACAUGUAAUCUUGGUAAUACAUGUAGUACAUUAAUGGUAAAAGUCCUAGAAGUACAUGUGAUUUAUGUUUGGAGAAUGGUGCUUUUUAAAAUGCAUGUAAAUGUAGUUAUUAUAAAUGUACCAUUCCUGUUUCCAAAUUUAAAAUUAUAAUUUUUUCUUGAUAAAAUUGUAUAGAAGUUUGAUGUAUUGAAUUCAUUUAUUGAAAAUUUAAAUAGCAUUUUUUGUCAGUUUUAUUCAGUUCAUGAAUGAUUGUAAAUACUACAAUACUGUAAACUUGGAUAUUUUUACGAGAUAAAAAUGUAACAAAGCAUUGGUGUAGGGGUUAUUUUUGUGGAAGAUAAAAAACAUUUAUUUCAGUUUGUUAUUAAGUAUUUCAUCUAUUUUGAAACUUUUCGAGUGGUUAUUAAUUUUGCAAAACUUUAUUCAUCACAAAAUUUUUCAUGCAAACAUUUCCACAUUUACAGUGCUAUGUGUUCCAUUCAAAGUUGUUCACAGUCUUCUACCACAUGUUCAGGUUCAAAUUUCUUUUUCAGUCUCUUGUUUUGUUCACAUGUAAAGUGUAGGUGUAAAACUAUGGUAGAAAUUACGUGUUUAUUAAUGUGCAAAGAUUAAUGCUUCCUUAAAUUAAAAAUGAGUAAUGGCAGAAUAUUUUCAUAUCUGUCAAGAGUUAAUGCUUUAAGAACUUGGUUUUAAAAGAUAAUGUGCAUAAUAAAACAUAAAACAAAUACUUUGUAGGGGUUGAAAUUCAAGGGGGGGGGGGGGGGGGUGUAAUUCGUUGUUUGACAUAUGAAUUACAGUAAAUCACACUUAUAGUGAACACACUUACAUUGAAGUGAUUUUCAUUCCCCAUCUCUUUAAAAUAUAUUGUGAACUAAAUGGAUUUAAUGAAUUACAUUUAUAAAGAAGCAAAAUAGUCUGUCCCUGGCACUUCAUUAUCAACAUGCUUUACUGUAGUACAAAUGUGAAGCAUGUCUUUAAUGUGUGUAAAAUAAUAUUUUUCACACAUAUAUUGUUCAUGAAUUCACAGUUUUAUGGAGUGUGCAAAUGUGGUAAAAAUUUCCACUGCAAAAUUCCCCCCCCCCCCCCAUCAGUGAAUAUUUGAGUAUAGCAAGUCAUUUUCAACAGAGAAUGAAAUGAAGUCUACUGUAGUUGGAUAAUCAUAAUGUACAGAAAUGAGGAAGCAAUUUUUUUUUUUAAGGUUUGAUAUUGUAUUUAAUUCUAAAUAUCUUUUAAGUGGAUUAAGUAUUGGAUGUUGAUUACUAUAGAAGCACAAAGUUUCAUGGAGAUAAAAUUUUGUUGAUUUGUUAUCUAAAAAGGAUUCGUGGGUAUUGAAUUUCGUUGAUUAGAAAGUAACCCUAUUCAAUAUCUAGUCAAUUUUUAAAUUUUCAUGUUAGAUAUAAUUUCGGGUUUUUUUUAUAAUUGUUAAACACAAAAUAAAUGAAAUUUAAUCCCCAACGAAUAUUUCUGCUUUUACAGUAAAUGUUCAUUUCAUUGCAACUGUUUGCUGUUUUCAAAUGAUAUUCUUGUUACAUUGCAUAACGUAUCCUGGCUUUGUAAUACAUGUUCUUCCAGGUGCAUUUAAGUUUGAAAUUCAAUGAAUUAAAACUUUACAAUCACAAAUCAAACAA